Trichophyton rubrum CBS 118892 is the source of this 234-nucleotide messenger RNA. RefSeq lists its product as uncharacterized. Lineage: Eukaryota; Fungi; Ascomycota; Eurotiomycetes; Onygenales; Arthrodermataceae. The transcript has 2 exons. The record is from RefSeq and is a predicted model, not a curated record. The coding region runs from base 1 to 234 and encodes 77 amino acids.
AUGUCUCAGGAAGCAUAUCAAGCCGAGAAAGACCUCAACUCGUACCAGGCAAAGACCGGUAGAGGAGGGAAGAACAUCAGCGAUACCGCCCAAGAAACCGGCGUCGAUGCAGGUGCAGAGAAUAAGUUCCCAGGCGCACAGGUGAGGGUAGGACCUGGCUCGACGGCCAGCGGGAGUGAUCACCGGGUUAUUCCGCCAGAAGAGGGUGGUGAGAUCGAUGACCAGGGACAGUAA